This is a messenger RNA of Strongylus vulgaris, 1824 nucleotides long. The record is from the annotation of a GenBank genome assembly. Lineage: Eukaryota; Metazoa; Nematoda; Chromadorea; Rhabditida; Strongylidae.
AUGCCCUUGGAUAACUCGCUGUCAACAUCUGUUCCAUCUGCAUCGGCCAUGUCUCUGCUUUUAGGACAGAAAACUCCCUCUCGCAUUGUUUCUCAGACCGUUUCUAGCACCUCUUGCACUGCUAUGGAUGUGGACAUAGAAGAGGACCCUCAGCGAGCUGUCGACCUGUUCCGCGAAAUGACUGAAAUCAUGCGCGGAGAUUUAGAAGCACGGACAGAGGCAGAGCCAUCAUCUCCUCCACAUGAUAUAGCUUCAUCGUCGGAUUUGACAGGAAGCAGACGUGAGCGUCGUAGUGAUGGCACAGGAUCACGUUUUGGAUUUCUUGGAGGAAUAAUCAAAGGAUUACCGGCAGCCGGAGUGGCGGUCUUGCUGAAUGUUGGACCAUCUUAUGAACGAUAUGAAGAGAUGGUCAAACUUUUCAGCAGUAUGCUUCUCCAUAAGGGGAGACUCCGCGGAACGGACGACUUGAAAUCUCGUGAAAUUCAUGAUGAUGUACAUAGUCCUCCAGCAGCAUUGGCGGUAUGGAAAAGUGCCGCUCACGUUGCGAGAACUACAGCUGCUGUUUUAGCUAAUGAGAGAAAGCCUCUCUUCUGUGCUAUGAACACUCGUCAGCGUGAUUGCCUCCUUGUUAUGGCUCGUCUGUCAGCCGUUCUCUCCUUCUGUAUUCAACUUCUUCCCGACUUCACUGCGAAUAUGCUCCGCGUGUUGUUGGCACCACCACCUCCAACCACUGUAGGCGCUGCAAGUGGUGUUCCCGUUAGUCCGCGAUCCCCAGAGUACCACACAACAACAAGUCCAGUUCAUAGCUUCACCAAUGCAAGCCCUUUAUCAUCUUCCGCCGAUUCACCAGCCAAAUUGCUAUCAUCCACUUUUGCUCAGUUGUUCUCCAGCAAAAAGGAAGUUAAUAUUAAUUUACUGCAUGUGGAUAUGUUGAGCUUAGCUAUAUCGCUGAUGAUGUCAAUUGGAUGGACUUGGCAUGAUGGUGCACAAUCUUUUAAACCAACUCGGCAACUGCGUGAGAUGUUACCGGAUGGCUCACAGGAUGAGCUGCAUGUUUUGAGACUUUGCCUGACAGGUCUUUACUUCCAGGUCUUUGUUACGUUCGAGGAUAGCGAGAUGGUGGAUGCGCAAGAGAGUGCGAAAGUUGAUGAAACGGUUUCAAAUCGUCUGAAGUUACUUUGGUCGAUAGCCAGACCAACUGAAUCUUUGUUGGUUGAUGUGCCAAGAUUGCAUGAGACUCUUAUUGAAGCAACACUAUCAUUGCUUCGUCCUCUAGCUCUUUUUUACCAUGCAUUGACUUUGGUCAAUCCACCUGAAGCUUUGAAAGAUCCCUCUGUCGAUGAAUUUGAACCUCUUUGCCGAUAUAUGGGACUUCCAUACCACUUUAUUGAAUUACUAGAUGGUUUUGCAGUAGAACAGCUUUUUGACAUGUGGUCCGCUGCUUCACCUCUCAACUCCCACUCGAUUGUUCGUCAACCAAUACAUGCAAAUCAACUCGUGGAUCUGCCCUAUGACUUCAGCGAUGUGAUACAUAUGGCUUCGGCAUUCAGGUGUCCAUCUAUACCCUUGGAGGAGAACGCAGCUAAUGUUCCAACCAUGUGCUUGGUAUGCGGCCAGAUCCUCUGUUCUCAGAGCUACUGCUGCCAAAAGCAGGUACGCUUCGUUAUCAUUCUGCUCAUCUCAGAUUUUCAGCGUACUUUUUUCCAGGUUGGAAAGGAAAGUACUGGUGCUUGUAGAUAUCACAUGAUACAUUGUUCCGGCCCAAUGGGAGUGUUUCUCAGGUGCACUUUUUCAUUUCGCAUAUCCUCCAUUUUUUUAAACUAA